AUGGAGCUGCACAUGAAGGAAGUCACCAGCAAGGCGUCUCCAGAGAUCCGGAGUCUGAACCUGUUCAAGGUUAAGAUGAGCGUGGUGGACUGUGCAGCAUUACACUAUGUGUUGCAGUUCUCCCCACAUAGGCUCGAGGAGCUCAACCUGGGAUACUCCAACAUCGGAAACAGAGCAAUCCUGGAAUCUGCAGUGUUGAAAUCAAACGAGUGUCAGGUGAAGAAGCUUUUUAUGUGUGGUAACAACUUGGGUCCAGAAGGGGUUCUGGAGCUGUGGAAGGCCCUGGAGCAGAACAUUACACUGGAGGAACUCUACUUGGACAUCACUGGCAUCACAGAGAGAGGAACAGAGAACAUUGUCAAUUGCCUCAGCAAGAACACCUCUCUGAAAACGCUGACUAUCGUGGGGAAUGACAUUGGGGAGGUGGGGAAGAGGAGGCUGAGGGAGCUAGGGCAUCGACGGCCGGGGCUCCAGAUCAUUGGGAACUUUGUGGACGACCUAGGACUGUUAAACGCCUACCUGGACUGGGUAGAGGAGAUACGGGAUGAUCGGGACCAAAUGGACUCAGUGAAGAACGCAGAUGCCCUACAGUCCAUCUUGAAGGGGCUGAGGGUGGGAGCAGGUGGGGAAAAUGGGGAGGGAGGGGAAGGAGAGAACACUGCCAAAGCCCUGGAGCUGGAGACCAAGAUCUUGGAGCUUUUGAACACUCCCACUCACCUGGCUGGAGUGAGAUGACUUCACUUAACCUUUUGCUCUGUGAGGAGCACAGGUUAUCCACAAAGUGAGAUGACUGAUCAAGUCUAAAUGGGCAAAAUAAAAUGCAACCACACCUUUGCAUCGUCACAAUACCAGAGAACAACCUCUGUCCAGUGAAGUCCACAAAGCAAGCAUAUUGCACGUAACAAACUGUUACAUGACCUACUGCAUGGUCAAGCAAGUGAAUGUUUCCAAAAUGUUCUGACCACUAAACAACUAUUGAUUCAGAACCACGGAGAGUUACCACGAGUCUCAAAGAAAACAAGACCUGCCUCCACUAUUCCAGCACCAUUUCAACUUCAACACUUCAAGCACAUCAAAUCACAUGUUCUUAGUUUAACACAGUGACAAUUAAAAGAUACCAAAAACUAUUUAGUCCAUUGAGCAAAAUAUUAUGUGGCUGUCCAUGGUUC
Messenger RNA from Oncorhynchus gorbuscha (pink salmon), 1169 nucleotides. Its product is annotated as ribonuclease inhibitor-like. Bases 1 to 735 code for a protein of 244 amino acids. The record is from RefSeq and is a predicted model, not a curated record. Lineage: Eukaryota; Metazoa; Chordata; Actinopteri; Salmoniformes; Salmonidae. Gene Ontology annotation, molecular function: small GTPase binding; GTPase activator activity. Gene Ontology annotation, cellular component: perinuclear region of cytoplasm; cytosol; nucleus. Gene Ontology annotation, biological process: nucleocytoplasmic transport; activation of GTPase activity. The transcript is spliced from 4 exons.